AUGCCUUGGCUGUGCGGAAGGCUACCAUCGGAAUUAGACUCUACCCCUAAUUAUUUGAGGUACCUCCGUGGUCGAAAUAAGGAUACCUUCUCUAGGACCCUCAAAAUCUUCCAAGAAGCCAAGUUAAGAUAUUAUGGGACCAGUUUAGCCCUCGCCCUAGCCUUCAAGGAAUCAUCUUAUGAGUCCUUCCCCCCCUUAUGGAACCUAGUGGCUAACUUCUCUGGCGAUAUAGGCUGGGUUCCGGAUCUCUCGUUGGGGGGCGAUAGGCCAGCAUCUCCUUCGGUUCUCUUCGUGGCAGGUCUACCAGACGUAAGCUGCCAACAUCAUCAAAACACACAAAACAGCGAUCCAAAUCGCCCGCCACAUUCUCCGACUCGACAACCCAAGCUCAGCAGCAAAUCGACACGGGACCACACUAGCGUGCCUCCCCGAUGCGCUGACCUUGUCAAGGCCAAACCUCAAAGCUCCCCUAGACUGCCCGGGGCAGCCUGGCCUGAUAAGACUGCCAGAGCCAGAGAAGUUUUUCAGUUGCUUCUUGCUCUGACUACAGAGCAAUCUCACCAACAACGAGCGGGACUUCGAUCUUCUGGCUCAGUUACCCAUUAUGGGCUGGGCUUCGGCUACAACAAAGAACACAUUGACGAGCGAGACUUUAUCGAACACCAAGAACACCUCCUCUAUGAUUUCAUGCCAUUAAUCAGCCUUACAACUGGCCCGAUAGAAGCGCUUUGUCGCCAUGCGGUUGUGGAGCUGUGCAGUGGACAGGAUGCGUCGACUAUCUAUCCCAUGGGUUGCGGUCUUUCAUACGAAUUUCAGUACCCUUCAACUAGCGCAGACAGGGAUCCGGUCCCAAAAGCUCCUUGGCUGACCAGGAGAUGGCAGGGUGUUUUUGGGUGGGAAAUCCCAGCCAGCCAGCCGAGCGUUGGUUAUCCCAUUGACAGCUGA
Messenger RNA from Fusarium vanettenii 77-13-4, 945 nucleotides. RefSeq lists its product as uncharacterized. The transcript is spliced from 7 exons. Bases 1 to 945 code for a protein of 314 amino acids. NCBI's taxonomy places the organism in Eukaryota, Fungi, Ascomycota, Sordariomycetes, Hypocreales, Nectriaceae. The record is from RefSeq and is a predicted model, not a curated record.